AUGCUCGUCACAGCGAUGUUACUGGUGAUACUCAUACUGUUAUUGCUAUAUUUAAACUGUCAAAAACCGAAAGGAUACCCACCAGGUCCAAGAUGGUGGCCCAUUCUGGGCUGUGCGUUGGAAAUAGCACGUAUCCGUCAAGAGACCGGAUAUCUCUUCAAGACUUGUUCGACGCUUUGCAAAAAAUACGGUCCUGUGGUGGGCCUGAAGAUCGGCCAGGACCGCAUCGUCAUUGUGAAUGAUAUAGAGAGCAUACGAGCAAUGUUGACCAACAAGGAUUGUGACGGCAGACCAAACGGACCAUUUUUUAAAGCCAGGACUUGGGGUGUCACGCUGGGUCUCCUCGUAGUAGAUGACAAACUAUGGGUGGAACAACGGCGUUUCGUCAUACGACAUUUAAGAGACUUUGGUUUUGGUCGUACCAGCAUGGUCACAAUAAUCGAGGAUGAGGCGUUAAAGCUGGUAGAACAUUUCAAAAAAAUGCUUAAAAACAAUUAUGAAACUGCUGAUGCACGAAAAAUUAAAACGAUAAAUAAUAACAAUAUUGGUCAGAUAUAUAAGCUGCAGAAAGAUCCGAAAAACAAACUGAACGAAUCGGAGAUAUAUGAUGAAUUUCAUGUACUCAAAAAUAAAAUCGCUAAUCGUAAACUUCGUACAGUGGCGGACUUGUACAUGAAGGCUGAAGAUUACGAGGAAGUCAGAAAAGUCUCCCAAACUACAGGAAUGAUCAUAUCGAUGCAUGACGCCUUUGGUGUGACUGUAUUAAACACACUUUGGAGGAUGAUGGCUGGUAGAAGGUACGAUCCUGGUGACAAGGAACUUACGCAUUUACAACAAAUCCUUACAAAGCUCUUGAAUGAAAUCGACAUGAUCGGCGCGCCUUUCAGUCAGUUUCCAUUAUUACGUUUUAUCGCUCCGGAAAUGUCUGGUUACAAAGCAUUUGUAGAAACACAUCAAGAACUUUGGGCAUUUUUAAAAGAUGAAUUGUAUAAUCAUAAAAACACAUUUUUAUCAAAUGCACCGCGAGAUUUGAUGGAUGUCUACCUGAAUGUGCUAAAUUCGAAAGAUUGUAGCGAUACAUUUUCUGAGUCCCAGUUAUUGGCAAUCUGUGUGGAUCUCUUCAUAGCAGGCUCUGAGACAACUUCGAAAGCACUUGGCUUCGGAUUUUUAAAUCUAAUAUUGAACCCGCAGAUUCAAAGGAAGGCACACGAAGAGAUAGAUAGAGUUACUGGCCGUAAAAGAUUUCCCACGUUGGAUGACAAACCAAAAAUGCCAUAUGUUGAAGCCAUCGUUCUGGAGUCCAUGAGAGUAUUCGUUGGCCGCACUUUGAGCGUACCACAUAGAGCAUUAAAAGAUACUUCUAUCGUCGGUCAUAAGAUACCAAAAGACACAAUGCUUGUUGUAAAUUUCAAUAGAAUACUCAUGGAUGAAUCCUGGGACGAUCCGGAGGAUUUUCGACCGGAGAGAUUCCUCGAUAAUAAUGGCAAUAUUAUUACGCCAGAAAAAUAUUUUCCUUUUGGCAUCGGCAGACACCGUUGCAUGGGAGAAACAUUAGCUAGAAGCAACAUUUUCAUCAUAACAGCCACGCUGCUACAGACAUUCAACUUCUCAGUGGUACCCGGUGAGCCACGACCAACCACGCAAGACUUUGUGGACGGUGUCACAGCUGGUCCUAAACCGUACAGAGCAUUAGUUUCUCUGAGAAUGUAAGCUAAACAUUUGACUGAAGCAUUAUUUCCAUAAUGAAUCUUGUCUCAA
Messenger RNA from Cyphomyrmex costatus, 1758 nucleotides. RefSeq names its product Probable cytochrome P450 303a1 (gene Cyp303a1). Bases 1 to 1710 code for a protein of 569 amino acids. The transcript is spliced from 9 exons. Gene Ontology annotation, molecular function: steroid hydroxylase activity; heme binding; oxidoreductase activity, acting on paired donors, with incorporation or reduction of molecular oxygen, reduced flavin or flavoprotein as one donor, and incorporation of one atom of oxygen. Lineage: Eukaryota; Metazoa; Arthropoda; Insecta; Hymenoptera; Formicidae. The record is from RefSeq and is a predicted model, not a curated record. Gene Ontology annotation, cellular component: cytoplasm; intracellular membrane-bounded organelle. Gene Ontology annotation, biological process: xenobiotic metabolic process.